AUGGAAACUCUCUCAGCAUCGUUGAACCUCCCUCCACUACCUCCUCGUAGAUCAUCCAUCUCCGGCCGCUUUAAACCCACCGUUAACGCAACCGCUACCAAUCUUUCAAAACCACCAUCAUCGUCUUCCUCCUCCCACCACAAAAACCUUACCUUCCCCAGAGGAAUCUCAUUAUCGCUUCCGAACGUAAAACCCUCAAGAGCUCCUCAACCGCCUCCGUCUCCUCCUCCUCCUGUGCACGAGAAAGCGGCGUCUGGAUUUGCUGCGGCGCUCGUAAGCGUUUGUCAAUCGAAGAAUUGUCUUGGCCGGACUCAAGAAGAUGUCAGAAGGUUGAUGGCGUUUCUUGUGGGAGAAGACAAGAACAGGAACAACAAUCACAACAACAAGGUCUUGGUCAACGAGGUUGUUGAGAGAGGUAAGUUUGGUAAACACUUGAAGGGAUUGGUCAAGAUGCUGGUUACAAGAGGCAAAUCUGAGAUUCUGUUUGAUGUCUUGAUGGAGUUUGAGAGAAUCUAUAGUGAACUUGUUGUUACAAAACUUGUCUGGGUUACUUAA
Molecule: messenger RNA, 555 nt
Organism: Eruca vesicaria subsp. sativa (arugula)
Lineage: Eukaryota; Viridiplantae; Streptophyta; Magnoliopsida; Brassicales; Brassicaceae
Source: the annotation of a GenBank genome assembly